Molecule: messenger RNA, 621 nt
Organism: Ambispora leptoticha
Lineage: Eukaryota; Fungi; Glomeromycota; Glomeromycetes; Archaeosporales; Ambisporaceae
Source: the annotation of a GenBank genome assembly
AUGCCAACUCCUCGAUUAAAAGAUAUUGCCGAAGAUGUAAAAAAGUAUGUCGAAAGUGCCACCGGCGAAGCCGCCCAAAAAGAACGCAGUGCGGCGGUUAAACAACAAUUAGCCAUAGUCUUAACCAAUGAAGGCUCCCUCACUAACCUCAAAGCGGCCAUUGCCAAAAUUGAACCUUAUUUUGAAGGCCAUCGACCAGAUGCCUCUAACCGAGCCAAAAGUUUAUUUAGAAAUUUCCAAUAUUGCAAUGUUUAUCAGCAAUGGUUAGCGGCCGUGAAAUCCCCGCCUGGAAGCGGUCAAAAAUUAUUAUGGUAUGAUUUGUGUGGCACGAAUCCUGGUGGAGAUAUUCGACCAAGAGUUAAACCGUUGAUGCCGCGGGGAGGAGCCCGAAUAUUUAAUGAUAUUUUCGGUAGCCCAGACCCCGCCAAACCGACUAAUUCAGCCACCAUGGAUAAUCUCCAAAUGAAUUAUUUUACUCGCUUAGCGGAAGAAUUAUUGCGAGGUUCCACCCCUUCCUCCACCCCUCCCCCCCAAGGUAGUGGUUUUAAUCGUGAUUAUGCGGCCGAAGAAAGAGAACGACAACAAUCAGAGCGAGAACGCCGAAGAAAUCACCCCGAUUGA